AUGCGUUUCGGUCAGACGCUGAAGAACUCGGUCUAUGCACCGUGGAAGGACAAAUACCUCGAAUAUGACAAGAUCAAGAAGCUGCUCCGCGAGGAUGAGACCUCUCCGCAGGGCAGAGGAGGCGCCGAUAGCAGCACACAGUGGACUGAGCGAGAUGAGGAAAACUUCGUGCACGAGCUUGUCAACGUACAGCUCGAAAAGGUUCACAAGCACCAACUUGACACAGCGACUACCAUCCGAGACCGUACCACUGCGGCCGAGACGAAGCUCCAGCAGACCACGGACGGCUCCGCUGAGUCGGACGAGCAGAAAAAGAAGGUGGCCGAGGAGACGCUGAAGGAGCUGGACAGCAUAUCGAAGGAGAUCACAGAGCUUAAGAAGUUCAGUCGAAUCAACUACACUGGCUUCCUCAAAGCUGCUAAGAAGCAUGACCGUCGUCGGGGUCAGAAAUACCGCGUACGGCCCAUCCUACAGGUCCGCAUGGCUGAGACCCCCUUCAACUCUGAGGACUACCAGCCACUGCUAUUCCGGCUCUCUACCAUGUACACUUGGAGUCGGCAGGUCCUGGAGGGUGAAGAAGCCGAUCGGACGACAUCGCAGACCAGCGUCCGCCCACAAGAUACGUAUAAAGCUUAUAAGUUCUGGGUUCAUGCCGACAACUUGCUCGAAGUCAAGACUCAUAUACUUCGUCGGCUACCUGUCCUCGUCUACAAUCCACAAUCGCUCAAGGUGGUUGAUUCUUCGCAGAAAGAUCCUACUAUGACCUCAAUCUAUUUCGACAACGACAAGUUCGAGCUGUACGCCGCAAAAGUUGACAAGACCGAGGAAGCGGGCUCUCUGAGGCUGCGAUGGUCCGGCCAGCUGGCGGAUAAGCCAGAGAUCGUCCUCGAGAAGAAAACGGUGAGCGAUGCCACUGGAAGUCGCGACAUCCGCGUUACGCUCAAGCAGAAGUACAUUCAGCCCUUCUUGAAAGGAGAGUACAAGAUGGAGAAGCAGAUCUCUAAGCUAGAGGAGCGUUUCGGUGCCGACUCCAAAGAAGCACGCGACUUCAAGAGCAAUGUUGAAGAGAUCCAAAACUUCAUCAAGGAAAAGGACAUCGAGCCUGUCCUUCGUGCAAGCUAUACACGGACGGCAUUCCAGAUCCCGGGCGAUGACAGGAUCCGGGUAUCACUGGAUACCGAACUGGCUCUUAUUCGCGAAGAUGCCCUCGAUACAGAUCGCCCAUGUCGUGACCCCGAGGACUGGCAUCGUUCAGACAUCGACGACCGCCAACUUGAGUUUCCCUUCUCCAGCAUCAAGAAGGGCGAGAUUGACAGGUUUCCUCACGCCAUUCUCGAGAUCAAGGUCAAGGACUCCAAGUACACCCGCAACAACGCCUGGCUGGCCGAUCUGAUGAGCUCGCAUCUUGUCAAGGAAGCUCCAAAGUUCUCCAAGUUCGUUCACGGUGUUGCAGAGCUCUUCGAGGAUUACGUCAACAGCUUUCCAUUCUGGCUGAGCGAUUUGGAAACCGAUAUUCGGCGUGACCCGGAGACUGCAUUCCAUCAGGAGCAGGAGAGACAAGAACAGCAGGCUGCUGACGAGGUGGCUGUUGGAAGCUUCAUUUCCAAAUCCAAACUCUCGUCAUCCGCGGUGGCUGGCAGAUUUGGAUCACCGUCAGCGAAAGCAGGCUCACCCUUGGGAAAGAGGGCCAGCAUAUCGAGAGCCAUGUCAACGAGUGUGCCUCAGAAGAGCAACCAAGUGGAGUCGGCUGUCGAGGAGCGUGACUCCGAUGACGAUGGCCUGCAAGGCGAUUCCGGUAUUAGCGCAAGAGACUCAACUGGAAUAACGUCAUUCCUACCCUUCUCCAACUCUCGCUAUGCUCGUCGCCAUCGCCACCAAGGGAGAGGCUGGGAAGAUGCUCCUCUUCCGGUCGGCGUUGAGAAGCCUUCUUUCUGGAUCAAGGAUCAAGGCCCUCUCAAGGUGGAAGCCAAGGUCUGGCUUGCCAAUCAGCGUACCUUUGUCAAAUGGCAACACAUUGCUGUCCUCCUGGCUACGCUUUCACUUGGUCUCUACAAUGCCGCCGGCGUCGACAACACCGUGGCUCGCGUCCUGGCUCUGGUUUACACAGGCUUCGCCGUAUUCGCCGGCGCGUGGGGCUGGGGCGUCUACAUGUGGAGGAGUAAGCUCAUUACCGAACGAAGCGGCAAAGAUUUUGACAAUAAAAUCGGUCCAUUUGUAGUCAGCCUUGGCCUGGCCGCGGCGCUGGUUCUGAAUUUUGCGUUCAAAUACCAAGCUGCCGUUAACAAAGAGGAUUUGGUGAUUCAAGAGGAGCUGUGA
Molecule: messenger RNA, 2316 nt
Organism: Cyphellophora europaea CBS 101466
Lineage: Eukaryota; Fungi; Ascomycota; Eurotiomycetes; Chaetothyriales; Cyphellophoraceae
Exons: 1
Coding region: 1-2316 (771 amino acids)
Cellular component (GO): fungal-type vacuole membrane; vacuolar transporter chaperone complex
Source: RefSeq, a predicted model, not a curated record